Messenger RNA from Paralichthys olivaceus (Japanese flounder), 1100 nucleotides. NCBI's taxonomy places the organism in Eukaryota, Metazoa, Chordata, Actinopteri, Pleuronectiformes, Paralichthyidae. The record is from RefSeq and is a predicted model, not a curated record.
UUGUGCGUACGGAGGCCCCGCCCCCUGCACGUCGCGGAGCGUUAGCGCUGAGUCGCACUCGAGCGGAGGAGAAGAAACGGAGGAAAACCAAGAUGAGCGGCCGCGUGAGUGAACUCAAACCCCGACACUUAGACUCAGACACGAAAACCCAACAGAUUAUGCAAGCGGCUCGAUGCCCAACGGACGAACUGUCGUUGACCAACUGUGCCGUCAUCAAUGAGAAGGAACCACAGUUUGAACAACACGUGACUGUGCGCAAUUUAAACCACAAGUUUGUGUUCACCUUGAAGAAGCAUCCGAGUGUGAACUCCGGGACCAUCGGCUUCAGUCUGCCGCAGAGAAAAUGGGCAGGCCUAUCGAUCGGACAAGAGGUUGAAGUAACAAACUACAAGUUUGACAAGUCCAGACAGUGUAUAAGCAGCAUGACGGUGGAGAUAGACUUCCUGCAGAAGAAGAGCGUGGACAGCAACCCGUACGACUCCGACAAGAUGGCUACCGAAUUCAUCCAGCACUUCAACAACCAGGCUUUCUGUGUUGGCCAGCAGCUGGGCUUUAGUUUCUGUGACAAGCUGUUUGGCUUGGUGAUAAAAGAUAUUGAGGCCAUGGACCCCAGCGUCCUGAGGGGAGAACAAGCCAGUGGCAAGAAACCGAAGAUUGAGAUUGGUUUGUUGCUGGGAAACAGUCAGGUGAUUUUUGAAAAGUCAGAGAGCUCAUCCAUGACUCUGAUUGGGAAAGCCAAAACCCGAGAGUCUCGCCAGUCCAUCAUCAGCCCGGACUGGAAUUUUGAGAAGAUGGGUAUUGGCGGCCUUGACAAGGAGUUCUCUGACAUCUUCCGCAGAGCCUUCGCCUCCCGAGUCUUCCCUACAGACAUAGUCGAACAGAUGGGCUGUAAGCAUGUGAAGGGAAUCCUGCUGUACGGACCCCCAGGCUGCGGUAAAACCCUGAUGGCACGACAGAUUGGCAAGAUGCUGAAGGCCCGGGAGCCGAAGAUAGUCAACGGCCCCGAGAUCCUCAACAAGUACGUCGGGGAGUCUGAGGCCAACGUCAGGAAGCUGUUUGCAGACGCUGAGGAGGAACAGAAGAGGGUAAGGACCAUACCC